Molecule: messenger RNA, 1183 nt
Organism: Dufourea novaeangliae
Lineage: Eukaryota; Metazoa; Arthropoda; Insecta; Hymenoptera; Halictidae
Gene: Vps24
Product: charged multivesicular body protein 3
Exons: 4
Coding region: 98-763 (221 amino acids)
Biological process (GO): late endosome to vacuole transport; endosome transport via multivesicular body sorting pathway; protein transport
Cellular component (GO): multivesicular body; ESCRT III complex
Source: RefSeq, a predicted model, not a curated record
UAUAUGUAUUUAGAUAGUUUGGUUAUGUUUGACAGAAGCGGGGCUCGCUCGAACGCUCGUAUUCCUGUUGACGUUUCUGUCAAUAUAGCAGAAUAAAAUGGGCUUAUUCGGGAAAUCCCAGGACAAACACCCAAAGGAAAUGGUUCAAGAAUGGACACAUAAAUUAAGGAAGGAGGGCUGUCUACUGGAUAGACAGAUUAGAGCAAUCCAACGUGAAGAAGAGAAAGUGAAACGUUGUCUGAAAGAGGCAGCAAAGAAAGGUGACAAGGAUGUAUGUAAAAUUCUUGCCAAAGAGAUAAUACGUGCACGCAAAGCCUGCAACAAGAUCUGUACCUCGAAAGCUCAUCUGAAUUCUGUAUCCUUACAAAUGAAAAAUCAACUUGCAACAAUCAGAGUUGCAGGUUCGGUAUCAAAAUCCACAGAAGUAAUGCAAGCGAUGCAGUCAUUAGUUAGGGUACCCAAAGUAGCUGCUACAAUGAGAGAAUUGUCCAAAGAAAUGAUGAAAGCUGGUAUCAUAGAAGAAAUGUUAGAUGAGACAAUGGAUUCCAUUGAAGAUUCUGAAGAAGUGGAAGAUGAAGCAGACGAGGAAGUAGACAAAAUUUUAUGGGAGGUCACUGCAGGUCAGUUAGGUAAAGCACCUGCAGUUGUUACAGAAACUCCAGGAUCAGUAGUAGCAUCUACGUCUGCAGAAGAAGAAGUAGAAGAAGCAGAUGAUAAAGAGCUUGAAGAAAUGAAAAUGAGACUACAAAGUCUACGUAGUUAGCUGCAAUAUAUGUACAUACUUAUACGUAUAAGUAUUGACUCCCCGUAUUAACUCCGCUUUGAUUACUAAGGACACAUAUACACGAAAUACAAGUUCAGUGAAUAAAUGCCUCGUAUUUUGAUAUUCCUGAAAAAUGUUCGAGGAAUGCGUUUGUAUUAAACAAUCCAAAACAACAUGUAGUAUUAUAAGAAGAAACUAAACAGUUUAAUUGGUUUCUGUACAAUUUUUGUAUCCUGCUUUUAUGACCUAUUUGCAGUCUAUUAUAGCAUACUGUUGUAUUUGGACUACAAAUAAUGUCACGAAUUAAGAGAAGCUGGCUUCUUGUUUGCAUUACAUUGAAACACAUUGUGCUUAAUUUAAUUAUAAUUGCAAAAUCUUGUACUAAUAUGUAUUAUAUAUAAACUAUGAUUUUGAUUGUUA